Messenger RNA from Notechis scutatus (mainland tiger snake), 3195 nucleotides. The record is from RefSeq and is a predicted model, not a curated record. NCBI's taxonomy places the organism in Eukaryota, Metazoa, Chordata, Lepidosauria, Squamata, Elapidae.
UUGUUGAUUUGGGAGGCACCAGCAAUGUUGUUAACAUUCAUUAUGAACCAGAGGAGUUGGAAGGGCACAGGACAUUAUAUGUUGGGGUACGGAUGCCUUUGGUUAGACAAGGCCACAGACAUCACAGACCCCACGGCCCCAAACACAGAAAACGAGAUCGGAUAAAGGAAAGUAGCGAGGACAAACAACCAGUGGAACAACUUGCCUUCAAUACCCCAUCUCAGCGAGUUCACUUUAUCCUUGGUAUGGAAGAGGAUGAGGAGCAUGUCCCCCAUGAUUUAUUCACAGAAAUGGAUGAAAUCUGCGUGAAAGACGGUGAAGAAUCAGAGUGGAAAGAAACAGCAAGAUGGCUGAAAUUUGAGGAAGAUGUGGAAGAUGGAGGAGAACGAUGGAGUAAGCCAUACGUGGCUACUCUCUCACUGCACAGUCUCUUUGAACUGAGGAGCUGUAUCAUCAAUGCGAGUAUCCUUCUGGAUAAAUCUGUAAACUGCACUGAAGACAUUGCAGAAAUGAUCCUGGAUAGCCAGGAUUCUCAGGAUAUAUCCAUACGUAAAAAAUUCUGGGAAACCCUCUUGAAGAAACACCAUCAUCAGCAUGGAAAAAAAAGGAACAUCCUUCCAAUUGUCCGUUCUUUUGGAGAAAGUAGCCAGAGAAAGUCUGAUCCUCACUCAGUAGAUAAGACAGGUAAAGGAUCUCUACAGAUGGACAUUAUAAGUGAAAUCAAGCAUUCUACAUGCGUUUUUAUUGACAAAAAGUUUGUACUUUUCUCAAAAUUAUACCUUCAUUUUAUGAAGAAGAUUCCUGUUGGAGCUGAGGCUGCAAAUGUUUUAAUUGGAGAAGCAGAUUUCCUGAAACAACCUAUUGUUGCCUUCUUACGUUUAUCACCAGCUGUUCUUCUUCCAGGCAUGACUGAGGUUCCGCUCCCUACCAGGUUCUUGUUUGUCUUGCUGGGUCCAGUAGGGAAAGGACAGCAAUAUCAUGAGAUUGGACGGUCAAUGGCUACCCUCAUGACUGAUGAGGUUUUCCAUGAUGUUGCUUACAAAGCCAAGGAUCGAAGUGACCUUUUAGCUGGCAUUGAUGAGUUUCUAGAUCAGGUGACAGUGCUGCCACCUGGGGAAUGGGAUCCAUCGAUCAGAAUUGAGCCACCUAAAAGCGUUCCUUCUCAGGAUAAGAGGAAGAUGGCAAAGUUAUAUAAUGGAAAGAUUUCUGAUGAUGAGAUGGAAGAUCACACGGGACCAGAACUCCAAAGAACAGGAAAGCUCUUUGGUGGCUUGCUAUUGGAUAUAAAACGGAAAGCUCCUUGGUACUGGAGUGACUAUAAAGAUGCUUUGAAUUUGCAGUGUUUAGCUUCCUUUCUCUUCCUGUAUUGUGCCAGCAUGUCUCCUGUGAUCACCUUUGGGGGGCUGCUUGGAGAAGCAACAGAUGGACAAAUUAGUGCUAUAGAAUCCUUGCUUGGAGCUUCGAUCACUGGAGUGGUCUACUCUCUCUUUGCUGGCCAGCCUCUCACCAUCCUGGGAAGUACUGGACCAGUACUGGUUUUCGAGAAAAUUUUAUUCAAGUUCUGCAAAGACUAUAAGCUUUCUUAUCUUGCUCUGCGAACCUGCAUUGGCCUGUGGACAACAUUCAUGUGCCUCGUGCUCGUGGCCACCGAUGCUAGCUCUCUGGUCUGCUACAUCACUCGGUUUACAGAAGAAGCUUUUGCCUCUCUGAUCUGCCUCAUUUUCAUUUUUGAGGCCAUAGAGAAGCUGUUUAAGUUGGGAAGGACUUACCCAUUUUACAUGGAUAGCAAUCUGGACCAUCUGACUUUCUAUUACUGCAGAUGUACAGCUCCUACACAUCCCAGUAAUGAUACCCUGAUGUACUGGAGCAGUCAGAAUAUCAACCCUUCCAAAGUUGCCUGGGCUAAUCUCACUGUUUCUCAAUGUCAGCAGAUGCAUGGAGAAUUCAUAGGAUCUACAUGUGGAGCCACAGGACCUCUUACCCCUGAUGUUCUUUUGUGGUGCUGCAUUUUGUUCUUUACUACCUAUAUUUUGUCAAGCACACUGAAGAAAUUUAGGAGCACUAAGUAUUUCCCCAAAAAAGUACGCUCUGUGUUAAGUGAUUUUGCUAUUUUUAUAACUAUUGCUACCAUGGUCCUAAUUGACUACUGCAUUGGAAUCCCAUCACCAAAACUGAAUGUCCCAGGUGUCUUCAAGCCAACAAGAGAUGACCGUGGAUGGCUCAUUAGCCCAAUAGGCCCCAAUCCCUCAUGGACUGUGCUAGCAGCGAUCAUCCCAGCAUUACUCUGUACUAUACUGAUAUUUAUGGACCAACAAAUCACAGCAGUUAUUGUGAACAGGAAAGAACAUAAACUUAAGAAAGGAUGUGGCUACCAUCUGGACCUUCUCAUGGUGGGCAUCAUGCUUGGUGUGUGUUCAGUGAUGGGGUUGCCUUGGUAUGUUGCUGCAACCGUCCUUUCCAUCAGUCACGUGAACAGUCUUAGACUUGAAUCUACUGUAGCAGCUCCUGGGGAGCAACCUAAAUUCCUGGGCAUAAUUGAACAAAGAGCAACUGGAGUGAUGAUCUUUGUACUAAUGGGCCUUUCAGUCUUCAUCACUAGUGUGUUAAAGUUUAUACCGAUGCCUGUUCUCUAUGGAGUGUUUUUAUACAUGGGUGUUUCUUCUCUGAAUGGAAUACAGUUUUUUGAUCGCCUGAAGCUAAUGGGAAUGCCCACCAAGCAUCAGCCUGAUUUCAUUUACCUGCGACAUGUUCCUCUGAGGAAAGUGUACCUCUUCACAAUGAUCCAGCUCACCUGUCUGAUCAUUCUGUGGGUUGUCAAGACGUCUCCUGCAGCCAUUAUCUUUCCCAUGAUGGUUUUAGCACUGGUCUUUGUUCGGAAGCUCAUGUAUUUAUGCUUUUCAAAGAGGGAACUCAGCUGGCUUGAUGAUCCCAUGCCAGAAAGCAAGAAGAAAACAUUAGAUGAUGCUAUCCAACAGGCAAAAGAAGAUUCUCUCUUAGCAACAGAAAUUUUAGGCUCAAUUGUGGCCAUAAUGCAUGGCAAUUAUAGGCCUGAUCCUGCAGAUAUUAAUAUCUCAGAAGAAAUGCCUAAAACAACUGUGUGGAAGACCCUCACCAUGAAUACAGAAAAACUCUGAAGUUAAAAGGAAUAGGUAUGGCAAUUUUCUAUAGGGCAAUCUCAAAUCUCUACGUGCAGUC